Messenger RNA from Ricinus communis (castor bean), 5965 nucleotides. RefSeq names its product probable lysine-specific demethylase ELF6. Gene Ontology annotation, cellular component: nucleus. The transcript is spliced from 7 exons. Gene Ontology annotation, molecular function: histone H3K4me/H3K4me2/H3K4me3 demethylase activity. The record is from RefSeq and is a predicted model, not a curated record. Lineage: Eukaryota; Viridiplantae; Streptophyta; Magnoliopsida; Malpighiales; Euphorbiaceae. The coding region runs from base 786 to 5681 and encodes 1631 amino acids. Gene Ontology annotation, biological process: chromatin remodeling.
UUGGUGGUGGCUAAUAAUGUGGGGUGAUUUUUCUUUUUUCUUUUUGGAGUGAAGAGGUGAGGAUUUUGGAGAUAAUUGUAGUGGGAAGAUCUACGACCAGUGAGACAUCAAAGAUAUGGAUCAACAUUUAACAUUUUGCAUGUCGACCACCAGAACACACCCCUACGAUUACCCUAUUCAAUAUUUUAUCACCGCCCGCUGCUAAAAUGCGCGUGUACCGCAUAACUUAUUAUCAUUAUUUCGCGCUUAAAAAAACCCUGCCAACCGAAAUCGUACGGCCUAUAAACCGCAAUACAUCAUUCCUGCGCCUCGUUCUUUAUGCGUAGUUUAACAAUAUUACACGACUAAUUGCUACCUUACGCCGGAUAAGAAAUGUCACUCAAAACCUAAACAAAGACCCGUAUUCUCUCUCUCUCUCUCUCUCACAUUUGGUGAUUUUUGAAGAACGGGAAAUUCCUAAAGCAGACUCCUGGGGUUUUUAACAGGUUCAUUUUCUAAAUAAAAGAAAUAUCUUAUACAUUUUUAGCUAUUUUGUCAUUUUGUUUUGAGUUUAUUAUAGCUUCAAUUUCUUGAAGUUGUGAUAAAUGCAAAAGAAAUAUACUUCACAGUUUCUCUUAUAGAAAAUCUUGAAUUUAGGGUUUAGAUAAAUUCUUGUCUGUAAUUGCCGUGGUAGUUAAAUGUUGUCUAAUUGGGCAUUAUCGUAUUCUGUUGUAUACUGAGACUCUGUUGAGUAGUUACUUGUAAUGUGACUCGUUGGUUUCUUUUAUCUUUUUUUUUUUUCUUUCAUGGGGAUGGGUAAUGUGGAAAUACCCAAAUGGCUUAAAGAUUUGCCUUUGGCGCCUGAGUUUCAUCCUACUGAUACUGAAUUUGCAGACCCAAUUGCUUAUAUAUCAAAAAUUGAGAAAAAAGCUACUGCUUUUGGUAUAUGUAAGAUUAUACCACCCUUACCUAAACCUUCAAAAAGAUAUGUGUUUGGUAACUUGAAUAAGUCCCUCUCUAAAUGCCCCGAAUUGGGAGAUAGUGUAAAUUUGUCAAAUGCUUCUUCGUUGAAAAAGGGUUUACAGGAUAUUGGUAAUGAUGGAGAGGCUAGAGCUGUAUUUACAACUAGGCAUCAAGAGUUGGGACAGGAUAUAAAGAAAACAAAAGGGACGAUUAAGGAGAAUCCGCAAUUGGGAGUUCAUAAGCAAGUAUGGCAGAGUGGGGAGAUUUACACAUUGGACCAGUUUGAGUCCAAGUCGAAGGCUUUUGCUAAAAGUUUGUUGGGUAUGUUUAAGGAGAUCAGUCCAUUGGUUAUAGAGACAUUGUUUUGGAAGGCAGCAUCUGAUAAGCCAAUCCAUGUGGAAUAUGCAAAUGAUGUUCCUGGGUCAGCUUUUGGGGAGCCAGAGGAUCAGUUUAAGUAUUUUCAUAUACGGAGGAGGAAGAGGGCAUCAUACAAGUCUUAUCGGAGGAGCGCAGGAAGUUCUGAUUGCAAAGAAAAAGAAAUAGAUAAUGUAAAUAAUCUGGACAAUGAUGAAAUGAAGGGUACUGCUAUGAAGAAUGAACCAAGUAUGUCUUCAGAGACAAUAUCAAGAUCAUCAAUUACUUCAUCAGUUGUACUUUCAGAGGAAAUUUUGAGAUCUUCUAAGCGAAAGAGUGUAAAUGCUAAUAAUGACAUGGAAGGUACUGCAGGUUGGAAGCUUUCAAACAGCCCUUGGAAUCUGCAAGUCAUUGCACGGUCACCUGGCUCUCUUACACGUUUCAUGCCAGAUGAUAUCCCAGGCGUUACUUCCCCUAUGAUCUAUAUAGGUAUGCUGUUCAGUUGGUUUGCUUGGCAUGUUGAAGAUCAUGAGCUUCACAGCAUGAAUUUUCUUCAUACUGGCUCUGCAAAGACUUGGUAUGCUGUCCCUGGAGAUCAUGCAUUCACUUUCGAGGAAGUUAUUCGCAUGCAGGCUUAUGGUGGCGGCAUCGAUCGGUUAGCUGCUCUGACAUUGUUGGGGGAGAAGACAACCCUUUUGUCACCUGAGGUUAUAGUUUCAUCCGGCAUUCCGUGUUGUAGGUUAAUACAGAAUCCUGGUGAAUUUGUAGUGACUUUUCCAAGGGCUUACCAUGUAGGAUUCAGCCACGGUUUUAACUGUGGGGAGGCUGCUAAUUUUGGGACCCCGCAGUGGCUUAAAGUAGCCAAGGAAGCUGCAGUGCGUAGGGCGGCUAUGAAUUAUCUUCCCAUGCUUUCCCAUCAGCAGCUGCUAUACCUGUUGACCAUGUCUUUUGUUUCAAGAGUACCAAGGUCACUUUUACCAGGUGCUCGCAGUUCUCGUCUUAGGGACCGGCUGAAAGAAGAAAGGGAGUUGUCAGUAAAGAAGGCUUUUAUAGAGGAUAUGUUGAAAGAGAACAACAUUUUAUCUGCUCUUCUGGGGAAAGAUUCCAUUUGCAAUGUUGUAAUCUGGAACCCUGAUUUGUUGCCAUGUGCAAAUAAAGAUUUUCAAGUGCCCAGUACUGUUACUGCCACAACAGAAGAAAUUGUUUCAAGUUUUCAUUCUAAAGAUAAUAGUAGCACUACUGAGAAUGAUCUGUUUAAGGAGAUGAGCUUGUAUAUGGAAACUCUCAAUGAUCUAUAUGUGGAUGAUGAUGGUGAUUUAUCAGAUGAUUUUCAAGUUGAUUCGGGGACAUUAGCAUGUGUGGCUUGUGGAAUCCUUGGUUUUCCAUUUAUGUCUGUGGUGCAACCAUCCGACACAGCAUUGGCAGGACUUCUGGAUCAUCCUUUGGUUCAAGAAGGAUCAAUAGAAGAAUCUGGAAGUUGUCGUUCCUCUGCAGCCCGUGAUGGCUCUUGUAUGGGCUCUAUUCCAGAUCUGCCGUUAUCUAGAGGGUGGAAUAAUUCCAGUAAAUUUCUGAGACCUCGGAUUUUCUGCCUUGAGCAUGGUGUCCAAAUUGAGGAGCUCUUACGUUCUAAAGGUGGAGCAAACAUGCUUCUAAUUUGCCAUUCAGACUAUCAGAAAAUAAGGGCACAUGCUGCUGCCAUCGCGGAGGAAAUUGAUACUCCUUUCAAUUAUAAUGAGAUUCCACUGGAAAGUGCAUCCCAGGAAGAUCUGAAUUUGAUAUACAUCGCAAUUGAUAGUGAAGAUCAUGAUGAUUGUGGGGAAGACUGGACCUCAAAACUGGCGAUCAACUUACGUUACUGUGUAAAGGUCAGAAAGAACUCCCCAUCUAAUAAAGUUCAGCAUGCAUUGGCAUUGGGGGGACUAUUUUCUGAUGAAACCAGUUCAGAUUUUUUAAACAUCAAAUGGCAGUCUAGAAGAUCAAGGUCAAGGAUUAAGUUAAAUAGGCCUGCUCAUUGUAAGCCACAGAACAGAGUUGAAACAAAUAAAGAGAACAUAUUGGGGAAGACGUCAGAUAAUGUCAUUGUUAAAACAGAAAAUAAGCUCAUUCAAUAUACAAGAAGGAAGUAUAAGGUGAAAAUAGAUUGUUCCGCUAGAUGGAAUCAAGGCUGCCCUAGGAAGCACACCAUGGAACAAGUUUCGGGUGCUAAUUGUGAGGAUCUAGUUAAGCAUACCAGAAAAACAUCUAAGAUUACUCCUGCUGUUGAAAUUAGUAGAAGUGAUGCUGCAGGAUCAUGUAUGUCUCCUAUUGGAAUGUCUGGAGUGCUUCAUGAAGUCCAAGUGCUUGAAGCAACUGAUGAGAUGUGCUUGAAUUCUGCUUCUUUACAUGUUACAGGUCCAGUCCUCACUGCUAAUCCAGCUAUUGAACGUGUUGUCAGGCAGGUUGAGAUACCUUUGGAAAAAUCAAAUAGGUUUGAAAAUGUAAGCACUGUUUCAGCUCGUGUUAGUUUCAAGAUACAGCACGAGGAAAAGGUUAAUGGAGUAAUCAUUGAGGAUGAGGAUUCAAGUGGCACAAACUUAUGUAGUCAAUGUGUCACUGCAGCUGAAAGAUCUGAAAUGGAAGGAGAAUAUCAUACAACAAAAAAUAUUAGCCUCACAAAUGAGGCUCGUGAAAUAUUUUGUGAAGGGCAGUACAAGAUCUUGGGAGAUAGAGAUGUUUUGGCAAAUGAGGUUACUAAUCUUGCUAACGCAGCUAGUUUACAUGUUUCUCACCCUCCUGUGGGACAACUGGAGAACAUAGUUGCAGAGAAAUCUGGCAUUAACAAUGAGGUGGUUCAAGAGAAAUCUUUUAUGAAAAAUGAGGUGUGUGACAGUGUGAGUGUGACUUUGGACAAUGAAGUGAAGCAAGAAUUUCGAACUGCAGGCAAAAGUAAUGGCAGGCAAGGAACUUCAUUUAGUGAUACACUGAAAGAUCAGCAUGCUGUCUCACUGGAAGAAAGCACUGAAUGUCUACAAGAGACCUGUGCUGAAGAAGAUAAACUUCAGCAUGAAAUUGAAAUUACUAGCGGAAUUAACAAGGAACUCAUUCCGAAUAUUGUUAUGAAUGACCAAAAUCAUGUUUCUGUGGCUGAAAGUUCUGAAAUUCUCAAGCAGCCUUGUAUCUCAGCCAACUUGUUCAAUGUUACUUUGAAGAGGGGAAUGCAGCAGGGAAUUCAGUUCACAAAAGAAAGAAAAAAGGAACACUGCUCAUGUUCUAUCACACAAAUGGGAAUUGAUCAGCCUAAUGCUGUUUCAGAGGAAACAAUUUCUGAAGCUCUUGGGGGGACCUCAGCUAAAAACUUGUGGACUGGCUCAAUUUUAGAUUUCGAUAUGCUGCUGAAAGUUCCAACUGUAAACAGAAGCAAAGUGGAGAACAUUAUUCCUAAUUCCACCAAUCAAAUACAAGAUCCUGUUAUUCCAGUUAUAGUGGAAGAAUAUUCUGAAGUUCCAAGAGCAAGUUCUGUUUUCUCCGUUGGAUUGAAUUUAGAAACUAAGUUGCAGAAGCCAAUUCACUCGGAUGAUGUGGUUUACAGAGAUGAUGAAGUGCAUGAAGUAUGUCAGACUCCAAGAGAAACUAAUGAGGAACGUCUUUUGAGCCAUAUUACUCAGAUAAGCCAGCAAAGUCCAGCUCAAAUUAAAAGAUGUUUUGGAACUGAAGAAGAAUCCUACAGUACUGGAAAUGUGUUCAAGGGGCAAGAUGAUUGUUCAUCACAUGAGCUAGAAAGCGCUGAAUCUGCAGUGGUGGAUCCUAGGUCAACUGUUGGAAAAGGCAGAAAAAGAAAGAAUGAAGUAGAACAUCUAACAGAGAAUAAAUUAAACAACAACGGCUUUAUUAUAAGCCCAUGUGAAGGGUUGAGGCCGAGGGCUGGGAAAGAUGCAACAUUUAGAAAUGGGGUUGAUAUAAGAAAAUCUGCUCAGGAGAACCCAAUGACAAAGAAAGCCAGAAAACCUGUUAAUUCAGUUCCUAAUGCAAAAAAGAAAGAAAUCGCAAAGAGAUCUUACAAGUGUGACCUGGAAGGUUGUCCGAUGAGUUUUGAGACGAGGGCAGAGCUACUGUUGCACAAACGCAACAGAUGCCCCUAUGAGGGAUGUAGGAAGAGAUUCAAUUCACAUAGAUAUGCAAUAAUUCAUCAACGUGUUCAUGAAGAUGAUCGACCCCUCAAAUGCCCAUGGAAAGACUGCUCCAUGUCAUUUAAGUGGGCAUGGGCUAGAACUGAGCAUAUGAGGGUGCAUACUGGAGAGAAACCGUACAAGUGCAAGGUGGAGGGUUGUGGCCGCACUUUCAGGUUUGUGUCAGACUUUAGCCGGCAUAGGAGAAAAACAGGACACUGUGUGAAUACACCUGCCUGAAAAUAUAUUCCCAUUCAGCCUGAUUCUGUAUCUUACAUGAAAAUGGUGAAUUGGAUUUUGGGGCCAAAGAGGCUUACCCAAUAUGUAUAAACUCAAGUGUUGCAGGUAGAUGUAGACUAGAGUUGAACUGAUCCUUUUGUAGGUAGGCAUUCUCAAAUUAUUUGAAUGCAAUGAUAGUUGAAAUAUCCUUAUUUUGUGUUUCUGUGGGUCUAGAUCAUGCCAUAAGGUUGUCUCUUGAGUAGGACUGGGCCUUAAUAAAAGCAUUAUCAGUGGCAUUUGAGGAA